Messenger RNA from Strongyloides ratti, 978 nucleotides. Its product is annotated as 26S proteasome non-ATPase regulatory subunit 14. Gene Ontology annotation, molecular function: protein binding; metallopeptidase activity; proteasome binding. The transcript has a single exon. Gene Ontology annotation, cellular component: proteasome regulatory particle, lid subcomplex. NCBI's taxonomy places the organism in Eukaryota, Metazoa, Nematoda, Chromadorea, Rhabditida, Strongyloididae. Gene Ontology annotation, biological process: proteasome-mediated ubiquitin-dependent protein catabolic process; protein deubiquitination. Bases 1 to 978 code for a protein of 325 amino acids. The record is from RefSeq and is a predicted model, not a curated record.
AUGGAUACUGCUCUAUUGAACCUUCUUUUAAAGCAACAAGAAUUUCAUAAUGGAGCUCCAAAGUUACCUUUAGAUAGACCAAAUCAACCAGAUACUUGUGAAUCUAUUUAUAUUUCUCCUCUUGCUACUAUGAAAAUGUUAAAACAUGCUAAAUCAGGUAUUCCUAUGGAAGUUAUGGGAUUAAUUCUUGGGCAAUUUGUUGAUGAAUAUACAAUUAAAGUUACUGAUGUAUUUGGAAUGCCACAAAAAGCAUCUACAGCAACAGUAGAAUGUAUCGAUCCAGCAUAUCAACUUCAGAUGCUUGAAAAAUUAAGAUUGACUAAAAGAGAUGAUGAAGUUGUAGGAUGGUAUCAUUCUCAUCCAGGUUAUGGUUGUUGGUUAUCACGUAUUGAUAUAAAUACUCAAAAGUCAUUUGAAGCAUUGAAUCCAAGAAGUAUAGCUAUAGUUGUUGAUCCAAUACAAAGUGUUAGAGGAAUGAUUUCAUUGGAUGCAUUUAGAUCAAAAGUUACUUCUCCAAAGUCAUUCGAUUCUAUGAAAGAUAAAUCAUCUAAUGAACCAAGACAAAUAACAUCAAAUGUUGGAAAGCUGACACGUCAUAUUCCAUUUUCAAUAAGAGCAGAAAUAAUGGAAUCAUUUUAUUAUAAAGUUAAUGUUAUUUAUACAUUAACGGAAACAGAAAAAAAAACACUUCAAGCUUGUACUAGAAAAAGUAAUAAAGAACUUAGCGUUUUUAAAUAUUCUUCUUGUGAAAAAGAAAAUAAAGAAUUAUUAAAAAAUUUAAUUAAAAUAUCUGAUCGUUUCAUUGAUGAACAAAAACCUUCAAUGUCAAAAAAUGAAGAAGAAGUUGAAUUAAAUCGUUACGGAAAUACUGUUGUAAAAGAAGAUAUUAUAGAUGCUGCAACAAAAAUUAUGAUAAACAAUUCACAAAAUUGUGCAAUUAACGCUUUGACGUGUAAUUUAAAAAUAAUGAAACAAUAA